Molecule: messenger RNA, 246 nt
Organism: Angiostrongylus costaricensis
Lineage: Eukaryota; Metazoa; Nematoda; Chromadorea; Rhabditida; Metastrongylidae
Source: the annotation of a GenBank genome assembly
AUGACUUGGAAACCUGAUGUUAACGUCCUCACUACAGAAAAUGGUCUUACCAUGAAAUCGAGAAAAGAUGGUUCGUCUGUGAAAGGAUCAUCGGUGCUGGACUCGAUGACAGAGAUGUCACAAGCGUUCAUCAAUCCAAAAGGUCUCAGCUGGUUCGUCACCGGUUUAUUUGUUGUUGGUGACUUGGCCGGUGGAGGACUUGUUGCACUUCCAACGGCUAUGAUUCAAUCAGGUAGAAUUUCUUAA